UCCGCUGUGCCUAUUCACGAGUAGUAAGCCUGCCUCGUGACUCGGGCUACUACGCCGCUGCAAGACUCCCCCAUCUGUCACAGCAUCGAGCACCAGUGCUUCACUGUGCAAGCUGGACUGGAUUCCGAGUCAGGGCACUGACUUCAGUGAUUUACAAAACACAUACAGUAACGAAGCAAGAAUAUGUCUGAAGUUCGGAAAUUUACUAAAAGACUGAGCAAACCGGGAACAGCGGCGGAGCUGAGGCAAAGCGUCUGUGAAGCGGUGCGGACCUCUGUUAUUGCGGAAAAGCCGAAGAUAAUUGAACCUCUGGAUUAUGAGAAUGUUAUCAUCCAAAGAAAAGUGCAGAUUCACAAUGACCCUCACAGAGACCUGCUGCUGUUUCCCGUCGACGAUGUGUCGGUCUCAUCGAUUCCUCGUCCCAGAAGGACUCUACAUUCUUCAGUGCCACAGAAUGCAGAAAAAGAGGCCCGAAGCUUGUUUGCCAAAGAGUGUAUAAAAACUUACAACAUGGACUGGCAUGUAGUCAACUACAAAUAUGAAGCUUACUCCGGAGAUUUCAGGAUGCUUCCUUGCAAAGGCCUUAAGUCAGAAAAACUUCCAACUCCAGUCUUUGAAAUUGAUGAAGACGCAAAAGAUGAGGACUCUUCUUCGUUAUGUUCUCAGAAACAAGGGAUAAUGAAACAGGGCUGGCUGUACAAAGCCAACAUGAACAGCACCAUCACCGUCACCAUGAGGGCAUUCAAGAAGAGGUACGUCUACCUAACCCAGCUCCCUGAUGGCUCUUACAUCCUCAAUUUUUACAAGGAUGAAAAGAAUUCCAAAGAAACCAAAGGAUCCAUCUUUCUGGAUUCCUGUAUCGAUGUUGUGCAGUGCCCUAGGAUGCGCCGCAAUGGGUUUGAGCUCAAGAUGCAGGAGUACAGUCACUAUCUGGCAGCGGAGAGUGAGCAGGAAAUGGAGAAGUGGGUGAGCACGCUGAAGAAGGUCAUUCAGAGCAGCGCUGACCCCGUGACCCAGGACAAGAGAAACGGGGACUCACUCGACUGUUUACUAGAUGAUGACACCAGCAGCCAAGGGAAACCAGAAAACAUGAUGGAGAGCUUGGAAAGGAGUAUGCAUCCCGAGCUGAUGAAGUAUGCAAGAGAAAACGAUCAGCUCAAUAAAAUUAACAGAAAUGAAGGAAGACACCAGAUCUUUUCUUUGGAUCCAGACACACAGAGGUUAGACUUCUCAGGAAUUGAGCCAGAUGUGAAGCCCUUCGAGGAGAGGUUUGGCAGGCGCAUUAUGGUCAAUUGUCAUGAUUUAGCCUUCAGCCUUCAAGGCUGUGUUAAUGAGAAACUGGAUGGGACUCUAACAAAUCUGGAGCCAUUUUUUGUCACCCUUGCUUUGUUUGACAUCACAAAAAACUGCAAAAUCUCAGCCGAUUUCCACAUAGACUUGAACCCACCGUGUGUGCGUGAAAUGCUGUCAGAGGCAUCUGCACAAUCAAACAGGGAUCAGGACCAAGGAGGCUCCUCUGCAAACCAGCCUGUCCUUCAGAGAGUGGCUGAGUCUCUACUGCAGAAUCCAAAACAGGGCAUUUUCUCAGUCACAGAUACGCAUCCUGACAUCUUCCUUGUGGCGAGAGUAGAGAAGGUCUUACAGAACGGGAUCACUCACUGCGCAGAGCCUUACAUCAAGUCAUGCGAUGUAAACAAGACUGCUCAGAAAGUGCUGAAGGCUGCCAAACAGACGUGUACGAGGCUAGGGCAAUACCGAAUGCCAUUUGCAUGGGCUGCCAAACAGGUGUUUAAAGACCUUCAAGGUAGCCUGGACCUGGAGGGGAAAUUCUCCCCCUUGUAUCGACAAGACAGCAGCAAACUUUCCAACGAGGAUCUCAUUAAACUGCUGGUGGACAUUAAAAAACCAGAGAAGACUAAACUUCAGGUGAUUCCUGGACAGUUAAACAUCACAAUAGAAUGUGUUCCUCCUGACUUUCCAAAUUCUGUUACCCCCUCCUACAUUCCUGUGAAACCCUUUGAGGAGGGCUGCAGCAAGGCUUCUGUGGAAAUUGAAGAGUUUGUUCCAGAAGAGGCAAAGUACAACUGCCCCUACACUGUCUACAAAAACCACAUGUACGUGUACCCCUUACAGCUGAAAUAUGAUAACCAGAAAACGUUUGCCAAGGCGAGGAACAUUGCUGUGUGCGUGGAGUUUAGGGAUUCCGAUGAAGAGAAUGCAUCUGCUUUAAAGUGUAUCUACGGGAAACCUGGCGGGCCUCUCUUCACUAGCUCUGCAUAUGCAGCCGUGUUGCAUCACAAUCAGAACCCAGAGUUCUAUGAUGAGAUUAAGAUUGAGCUUCCAGUACAUCUCCAUGACAGGCAUCAUCUGCUGUUUACCUUCUACCAUGUCAGCUGUGAGUACAACUCCAAGGGGACCACCAAGAAACGGGAUGCUGUUGAAUCAAUGGUCGGGUGCGCUUGGCUUCCACUGCUGAAGGAUGGCUGUCUCUGCUCAUUGGACCAGCAGUUACCUGUGUCUGCUAACCUGCCUGCUGGCUACCUGUGUGACAGGAGUGGGGAUUCUCGCAAGUGUCUUCCUGACGUAAAAUGGGUUGAUAAUGCUAAACUGCUGUUUAAAGUCAGGAGCCAUGUAGUUUCCACAAUUUAUACCCAGGACCCCCACUUGCACAGAUUCUUCCAGCAUUGCCAGGUGAUACAGUCUGGCUCACAGGAGAGCCCAGGAGAGCUGGUUAAAUAUUUAAAGUGCCUGCACGCCAUGGAGACCCAGGGCAUCAUCAAGUUCCUGCCAACUAUCCUCAUCCAGCUCUUUCAGGUUCUCACCAAGGUGUCCAAAGAGCAGCAUGAGAUCACUGUCAACUCAACAAGAGUCAUCAUCCACAUUGUUUCAAAGUGCCACGAAGAAGGCUUGGACCAUUAUUUACGCUCUUUCCUUAAGUAUGUCUUCGUGACAGAGAAAUCACCGUCUUCAGCCUCCAUCACAACACAUGAAGUGCUGGCCUCAGCUGUGACAGCCAUCUUGAAGCAGUCUGCGGAUUUCCUAACCAUUGACAAGCUGCUGAAGUACUCUUGGUUUUUCUUCGAAGCCAUGAUCAAGUCGAUGGCUCAGUAUCUGCUGGAGGAAAACAAAAUGAAGAUGCUUAGAGCACAGAGGUUCCCAGACUCCUACCAUCAGGCCUUGCAGUCACUGCUCCUUGCAAUAAUGCCUCAUAUCACUAUUCGAUACACUGAGAUUCCUGAGGAGGCUAGAAAUGUCAAUCUGGGCUUGGCCAACUUUAUUAAGCGAUGUUUUACGUUCAUGGAUAGAGGAUUCAGCUUCAGCCUGGUAAAUGACUACAUCUGUGGGUUUAGCUUGAAAGACCCAAAGAUGCUGACUCAGUUCAAGUUUGAAUUCUUGUUAACGGUAUGCAGCCAUGAGCACUAUAUUCCUCUGAAUCUGCCUAUGACGUUUGGAAAGACUAAACUGCAGAGAGUCCAAGACCUGAAUCUGGAGUACAGUCUGUCUGAAGAGUACUGUAGGAAUCAUUUUCUCGUUGGCCUUCUCCUGAGAGAGCUGGCCGUCGCCCUCCAGGACGGCUAUGAAAUCAGGCAUUUGGCAAUAUCUGUGCUGAAGAACCUCAUGAUAAAGCAUGCCUUUGAUGACAGAUUUACAGCUUACAAGAACCAGCAGGCAAGGAUCUCUCUCCUGUACCUGCCCUUGUUCGAGCUGCUCUAUGGAAAUAUGAAGCAGCUGGCUGCGACGGACCCCCUUUCACUCCACAGAGGCAUGCCUGCAAGUGCUUCCAGAGAUGACUUGAUGUUUGCUUUUCCAUCGACACUUCACAACAGGUCAAGUGCCAUGAUAGACAAAGACAGUGGAUACGGUGCCCAGAGUCAGAACCGACUGGUAGUGAAGCGAGAGGACUCCCGCAGCUCUUUGUGCAUGGAGCCGAGUACGCCUGACACUACUAAUGGGAUCCACAGGAGAAGCUCAGCGGGGAGUAAUGUUCCACUGUACAACAAGCUUCACCAACAUGAGAUCAAAAACCUUCUUAUGUGCUUCCUCCAUAUUAUUAAAACAAUAUCUGAAGAUACUCUUCUGACUUACUGGAACAAGGUAACCCCUCAAGAAGGGAUGAACUUCCUCUCUGUUCUGGAAAUAUGCCUCUUACAGUUCAGGUACAUUGGAAGAAGGAACAUAACCAGGACACAGGAUGAGUGGGUAGCCAAGCAUUUUGCUACAGAGCGCAAGUCCCAGACCAUGCCAGCAAUUCGCAGCAGACCCGGACUGAUGCAGGCCAGGCUCCAGCAGCUCAACAACCUGGAAAACUCCUUCACACUGAACCCCGGCUUAGGAACACCGGAGGCAGAUGUUUCACACCAGUCCCUGUUGGAAGGCAACAUUGCAACAGAAACCUGCCUCACUGUUCUGGACAUUGUUUCCCUGUUUACCCAGAGCUUUAAGACCCAGCUCCUUGACAAUGAUGGUCACAACCCCCUGAUGAAGAAGGUGUUUGAUAUUUAUCUUGCCUUCCUCAAGAUGGGACAGUCAGAGACAGCCCUGAAACAUGUGUUUGCAUCCUUAAGAGCCUUCAGCAGUAAGUUUUCUGCAGCAUUUUUCAAAGGCAGGGUCAGCCUGUGUGCUGCUUUCUGCUACGAGGUGCUGAAGUGCUGCACAUCGAAGCUCAGCUCCACGCGGGGUGAGGCAUCAGCCCUGCUCUACCUGCUCAUGAGGAGCAACUUCGAGUACAGCAAGAGGAGGAACUUCCUACGAACACACCUCCAGAUUAUCAUUGCAGUUAGUCAGUUGAUUGCAGACGUGGCACUGACUGGAGGCUCCAGGUUCCAGGAGUCUCUGUCCAUUAUUAACAAUUUUGCCAACAGCGACAAAGCCAUGAAGGCAACCGCUUUUCCUUCAGAGGUGAAAGACCUCACUAAGAAAAUCCGGACCGUGCUGAUGGCCACGGCUCAGAUGAAGGAGCAUGAGCGGGACCCGGAGAUGCUGGUGGAUCUGCAGUUCAGCCUGGCCAAGUCUUAUGCCAGCACCCCCGAGCUCAGGAAGACCUGGCUCGAAAGCAUGGCAAAGGUUCACGUGAAGAAUGGAGAUUUCUCCGAGGCAGCAAUGUGUUAUGUCCAUGCUGCAGCUCUGGUUGCAGAAUACCUACACAGAAAAAAAUCCUUCGCGAGUGGUUUGUCUGCAUUUAAGAAAAUCACCCUCAAUAUAGAUGAGGAAUCUGCGAUGAAAGAGGAUGCUGGAAUGCAAGAUGUGUAUUACACAGAGGAGGUGCUGGUGGAAUUGCUGGAGCAGUGUGUAGACGGCCUGUGGAAAGCAGAACGCUAUGAACUCAUGUCCGAGAUCUCCAAGUUCAUCAUUCCGGUGUAUGAGAAGCGGCGGGAAUUUGAAAAACUCAGCCUCUUGUACAGUACGCUUCAUCGGGCAUACAGCAAGGUCAUAGAGGUCAUGCACUCUGGACGAAGGCUGCUGGGAACAUUUUUCAGAGUUGCUUUUUAUGGACAGUCCUUUUUUGAGGACGAGGAUGGGAAGGAGUAUAUCUAUAAGGAGCCGAAGCUGACUGGGCUCUCUGAGAUCUCCCAGAGACUUGUGAGUCUCUACAGUGACAAGUUUGGAUGUGAAAAUGUGAAGAUCAUAUCGGAUUCCAAUAAGGUGGAUUCUAAGCAACUGGACCCUAAAUAUGCAUAUAUUCAAGUGACCUUUGUGAAACCGUUCUUUGAGGAGAAAGAACUUGCUGAAAAGAAGACCAACUUCGAAAAGAACCACAACAUCAACAGAUUUGUGUUUGAGACUCCUUAUACCUUAUCAGGGAAGAAACACGGAGGGAUUGAGGAGCAGUGCAAGAAAAGAACCGUGCUGACAACAACAAAUACAUUCCCCUACGUGAAAAAGAGAAUUGCAGUCAUGAACGAACACCAGGUGGACCUGAAGCCGAUCGAAGUUGCACUAGACGAGAUGAAAGACAGGACAGCUGAGCUGCAGGGGCUGUGUUCCUCCAGCGACGUGGAUAUGAUCCAGCUGCAGCUCAAACUGCAGGGCUGCGUUUCAGUGCAGGUGAAUGCUGGACCAUUAGCAUACGCCAGGGUGUUUCUUGAGGAUUCCAAAUCCAGCAGGUAUUCGAAUAAAAAGGUGAAGGAGUUAAAAGAAAUAUUCAGGAAAUUUGUGCAGGCGUGCAGCAUUGCUCUGGACCUCAACGAGCGUUUGAUCAAAGAGGACCAGUUUGAAUAUCAUGAAGGACUAAAAUCAAACUUCAAGGACAUGGUGAAGGAGCUUUCUGAUAUCAUCCAUGAGCAGAUUUUCCAGGAGGACAUGAUGCGUUCUCUGCUGCAGAACUCUCUGCAUGUCUUCAGAGCGAUCAGUGGGACCUCCUCUGAUAUGAGCUUCGGGUCUCCCCAGCAUUCCUAUCCUGCUACCAUGUAGGCCUUUAUCAGGAUCAACAUGAGGCUGAAACUCUUAAGUAUCUCCUUACACAAUAAAAGCCUAUAAAACAUUGAUUCUUCAAAACACACGAUUAUCAAAAAAUGUGUGUCCCCAGAAGAGUUUAGAUAAUGUAGUGUCACUGAAUCAGGACAGCCUGUGUUUGUUAAAGAUUGAGCUGCUUUCUUUGACAGCUUUACUGGUAAACGUCAAAGAAGGUGCUUAUUUUUUUGUUUUGUUUUUUUGCCAGUUAUUCUCUAAACAAUGCAUACUAUGAGAAUGGUGUUGUCCUGUGAUUUCCCAAUGCUGUACAAUAUUGAUCAUGAUUAAGAAUGGUGUUGUACUGUGAUUUCCCAAUGCAGUACAAUAUUGAUCAUGAUUAAGAAUGGUGUUGUACUGUGAUUUCCCAAUGCUGUACAAUAUUGAUCAUGAUUAAGAAUGGUGUUGUACUGUGAUUUCCCAAUGCUGUACGAUAUUGAUCAUGAUUAAGAAUGGUGUUGUACUGUGAUUUCCCAUUGCUGUACAAUAUUGAUCAUUAUGCACUAAGAGAAGAAGUGCCUUGGUGCUGGAGGGUCCAUCAAGUCUUCAGAGCAGCCUCUGUUACUUUACACUUUACAGUGCAGUAGAAUGAAAGGACAGUAUAGCCCUCUACACACACUGCUGAUGCUGUAACAUUGAGAGGUGGAUAUUGUUGGGGAACACUGCUCCAGUCUGAAGGUUGCUUUCAAUAAAGGGGGGUUACUGUAUUAAAUUAUGUCAGGUAUCACAUUUUCCUAAUUCCAUUUAGUCUUGUAGAAAACAUCUCCUUCCUACCCACAAACAUGGUGCAAGUAUCUCUCAAAACUACAAGAAACAAAUACAUCUACUUCCUGUGCAGAAUUGCAACACCCAUCUCUUACUCAAGAAACCAAGCAGAAUGUGGCAGUGAAGAUACAGAAUGCUUCUCCCCUCAAAGCAAUGAUAAAAACCUUGACUGGAGCAGAAAUAAUGUACAUUGCAAAGUCCUUAAUAGAGACACUGCAGAGCUUCACCUCAUAUUCAUUAGCUAUUGUGUUUCCUCUACACAUUCCCAUGGCUUAUUGCUUAAAUAUGAGUGACCUGAGAGAUGCACUGUGAUCUGGGUAAGGAGGACUCACCUGACAAGGACUAGCGUAAUCUUUGGGCAUAUUGAAUGUGAUUGUACUGAGGUAAACAGUCAGCUCUCACUAUUGCUGAUUCAUUUCAUCUCAGAAAGUAAAUGUUAUCAGCGUAGUCAUGUAUUCAAUGAUAAAAAUGUAAGAUAUCACACAUCUCAAUUACCUAUAUUUGUUUUUAAUUCAUAAACAAGUGCAAAUGCACACACACCACUUUUGCCGUAGUAUAUCUAUCUAUCUAUCUAUCUAUCUAUCUAUCUAUCUAUCUACAACAUUUCAUACUAUAUAUAGUAUGAAAUGUUGUUGCACUGAAAAAAUACAUAUGCAGAUUUAUAUCAUAUACUGUAUAAUAAUAUAUGAAAGAAUCUUAAAAAGAUACACUUGUUGUAUAAUGUGCUUUAUGAAUAAACAUGUACUAUGAAAUGUGUCAUAUUUCCUGCAAUGAAUUAUCGUAUGAUUAAUUUCAAAUGUGAAAAGUCUUUUUAAGUUGUCAUGACCUGUUUUUUUAUUAUAAUUUUUUUUUUACACUGUAUGUUUUGAAAAUACAUUUUUGGAAUCUAUGUUAACCUAAAUUUUUCAUUAAAUCCUUUUACCCCAA
Messenger RNA from Acipenser ruthenus (sterlet), 8139 nucleotides. RefSeq names its product dedicator of cytokinesis protein 11. The coding region runs from base 184 to 6411 and encodes 2075 amino acids. Gene Ontology annotation, molecular function: guanyl-nucleotide exchange factor activity. The record is from RefSeq and is a predicted model, not a curated record. Gene Ontology annotation, biological process: positive regulation of filopodium assembly; small GTPase-mediated signal transduction; positive regulation of GTPase activity. The transcript has 53 exons. NCBI's taxonomy places the organism in Eukaryota, Metazoa, Chordata, Actinopteri, Acipenseriformes, Acipenseridae.